AUGGACACUAUUAAAUAAAAAUGGAAAAACUAUACACUUUAAAAGCGUCUUAAAGAUCUAUGGGAGGAUUACAAGAAAGUUUCAAAUUUGUCUGAGGAUCCGCAAACACUCAAGAAGUAAUAUGAAUUUUACUAAAAGAUUUUAACAAUUUCUCGAAUAGGCUAACAUAACAAUUAAGAAUUUUUUAAAAAGCAAUGAUCAACAGUUAGAAGUCAUCUUAGGUGAUGCGAAUUAAGUCUUGGUAGUAAUAUUGGAUUAUUUGAAUAAAUUUCCGGAAAUCUAAAAAAGGUUAUAUUUUGUUUAAACUAAUCUUUAGAAAUGCAGACCAAGGGCAAUUGGUUUAAGACAUUAUGGAAUAAUGCAUUUAAUUGGCUGAAUAAAUUUUGAGAGAACCAAAGUAUCGUAAAAGUGUUGAAAAUUCGCAUAAUGUAUUGUCAGAUUUUCUGAAUUUAAUUGAAAAAGCACAGAAGACUGAAUCCAAGGUUCUUAUCAUUAAGCUGAUAGUAUAAAUGUUUUUUUAACUAAGGUUUUAUUUUCCGAGAAUCUCAAUUAAAGGAUUGAAUUUUUUGAAUAAUAAGGAUUCCACAAAUUGCUCUCAAUAUUGAUGAAUAAGGAUCCACAACUUAAUCGAGUCAUAUCUAAAGCACUCUUGCAUUUUUUACUUAUAGAAGAUAUAAAUCAAGUUGUAAUAUGCAAUAUAGAGGAUAGUCAAGAAUAAACAAUCAAAUAAAAAUUCAGUAAAAUAGCAGGGUCACUGAGAUCCUUUGCAUUUCAAGGUAUUAACUCAAUAUUAACAUUAUAUUAGAACUCUCCAAAGUGUUUCUUCCCACUCAAAAUAAUAAGCAGUAGAGUAUAAAAUAGUUUUCAGUUGAAAAGAAGGAAAUUUUAACUUUAUAAUAAGCAAUAGAGUAAUAGAUAAGUUUGCAAUCAAUCUUUGAAGUUGAUUUAAGUUUUUACAUGAAUUCUCAAUCUAUAAGUAGAUCAACUUCAGAUUAGGAUCAAAAUAAAAAUGAAAUUUAUGAAAAAAUCAUCAGUAUUAGCAGCACUCCCCCAGAAAGACUUGCCUUAUCACUGACUUAAUCUGAAAGAUCUUAGUCUGAAGACAUACUUAAAGAAUUUCAAGUUCUUUAAGGCGGAUUCAAAGCCAUAUUAGAAACACUUGAAAAAGCCACAUCUGAAGUUUAAGUUGAUUUGCUUCAGACUGUUUAGCAAAUUCUUUAAAAUAAUGCGAGAAAUAAGAUUGAGUUUAAAAGAGUGAACGGCUAUCAAAUAUUAAGCGAUUUUAUUAGCCAUAAGGAUUUGUAGGAUGAAUAGUUUUAAUAAUAGUUUUAUAAUUUCUUAAAACAAAUUUCAACAACAGAAACAGAGAUUGAUGAUUUAGAUGCAUUUACCUUGAUGCUUGAAUUAUUACCUAUAUAACAAGAUAAAAUUCUAAGCAUCAUUUUUGAAGUAUUAAAUAUGAAUUGGAAAAAUGUUAUAAUUGCAAAGAGAUUAAAAUUGUACUAUUAUUUAGCCAUCAUUUAAAUGAGAUAAUACUUAUCAUCUGAUUAAAUUACUGAGAAGUUCUGCAACAUUGAUAACGAGUAUAUGUUUACUAAUUUUAAAAACAUUUUAGUCAAAGUUAAAUUUCAAUAGUCAGAUGAAUAAUGUCAAUAAUUAUUUCAACUUUAUGAAUAAUUAAAUUCAUUAGAAGGAUUUUAUAGUCUUGAAUUUGAAGCUAUUUAAAGUUAAUUAGCCAUUUUAUUUAUUGAUGACAUUGAAAAAUUUAAAUAGAUUGUUGGAUUUGCAUUCAAAAUGAUAGAAAUUAAAAUGAGUAAAAAAUGCAGAUAUAUGAAUUCCUUUGACCAUUAAAGUGAAUUGGCAUUUCGAAAUUUUAGUAUUAUCUUUGAUAAAAUUUAUAAUACAUUUUUGUAAGCCAAAAAAAAUAAUAUGCAAGAUGCUAAGGAUUAAUCUAAUUAUGUGUUUUUUAUAUAAAUAGUUGAAAUUAUUAAUUAGUUUUUAGUAUGUGAUCACAAUGUGUAAAAACAGGAAGUAGAUAUAUUUAAAAAUAUGGUUAGUUAAAAUAGAUGUGAGCAAUUUAUGAAUUUAAUCAAACCAAAUCUCAAAUUAAUUCAAAGUAAGUAGAUUCUAGAACUAUUUGAUUUUGAAUACAACGAAAAAAGCAAUCUAGCAAUUGCUCACUUAUAAUUCCGUUUGAAUUAAGUAAUGUUUAAUUCACUUGCAGGGAUCAUGAGACAUAAUGAUUUAAAAAUAGAACCUUAAAUGGUCUUAUAUUUAAUCUAUUCUCAAUAUGAAAUGUGGAAUGCUUUAGAGUAACAACCACUGAAUCCAAUAACCCCUUUAUUGGAAUUCUUAAUGGAUAUUUCAAAGUUAAAUCCAUAAUAUUUAUAAUGCAUUUCACACUUUUUUUUUAAAAUCAAAUUGCUAGAUGAGAACACACUUGUGAUUGAAAAUCUCAUAUAGUUUCUAAAGCAAAAUGAUUUUAAAAACUAAGAUUUAAUUGUAAAUAUGCUAAUUUCAAUUUGUAAGAAUUUGCCAUAUUAUUAUGAUAUGGCAAAUCUCUACCCUGUUUUAAUUUAAUAUAUAGAAUUAUACUUAAACAAAGUGGAUCUAGAGUUAUGGUUUGAUUUUGUAUUUUCAGGAGAAACAAUAAAAAAAUUAAAUGAAUAGAAUUAUGGGGCGACGAUGAGUGAUAUUCUAAGUUUGCUUUCAAUUCAUAGUAUGUUUUAAGACAAGGUGCUUGAUAAAAUGAUCAACGGAGAAUAUUUAACAAAUUCGUUUGCUACACUUUAGUAUGAAACAACAAAAGAGCAAAGCAUUAAAUUAUCAAACAUAUUAUACCUGCUUAAUGCUAAAAGUAACAAGAUAAAGGUAAUUAUUAUGAUAAUAUUAUUAGAAUCCAAUUUAUAGCAACAAAUAGAAGUUUUUUCAAUUGAUAUAGAAGUUAAUAAAUGCAGAUGAGUUUUCAAAUUAAUUAUGUAAUACUGUAUACAAACUUGUCUUUUGGAAUUUUGAUAGUUAUCAUCUCCUUUACACAGAAAACAGUAGUAAUGUUUCUUCAGUAAUGGGGAGAAGUGAGUUUGCAGAAAUCAUCUAAAAAACUCAGAAACAAUAUUUAGAAAAUAGGCAACCCAUUUAACACAUAACAAAUUUAGAAUCAUUAGAGUUAUUUUUUUUGAUGUUAGGCAAAAAUAAUUCUCAAAGUUACAUAAUAGAAGUUUUGAAAAUAUUUGAAUCGAUUUUGGAUAAUUAAAAUUUAGCUACUUUACUAGAUUCUAAUAUUAUUUAGAGUUUAUGUUUGUUGUUGUAAAAUACAGACAAGAGAAUUGUAUAGCAAAUAUAUAAAAUAAUAAGAACAAUCAUAUAAUAUGAUUUGAGUAAAUCUAGCAAAUUAAAGAUAAUUGAUAUAUUAAAAAGACAUGAUGAUGCUUCUCAUAUUUUAAUAGACUAUUUAAAAGAUUUAUUGUAAAAUCCAGUCAUAAAAAAUGAUUAUAUGACCUAUUUAAAAAAUUUCGAUUUUUUGGUAAAGAAUUUCGAGGAAUUAGUUGGUUUUAAUGAAGAAAUUGAUAUUUUAUUGUUCCAAAUAAUCAAUUUAAUGGCAUCUAAAAAUUCACCAGAAAUACGAUCAGUAUUAAAGCAGCUAAAUCUAUUUGAAUUUAGAGAUAAUUUGGCAUUGUAAAUAAUAAAAUACAAAAUGGAACCUUAAUAGUUAAUGGAUAUUCUAUCAGGAGUUCCAUUUGCUUAAUUAUGUAAUAGUAGAAACUUUAAAGAAUCUCAUUGCAUGGCUUAUUUAUUGUAGAGAUUAAUUUAACACAAGGAUCAUUUUGGUUUAACACUCCUAAUUAUUAAGAUUUUAAAAUACGAUAUUUCAUCAAUAGAGGAUAAUAGAAAGUAUGUAAGUAAGCUUCUGCAAAAUGAUUAAUUGAUCAGUUUCUUUUAUCCUUAAAUGUUAAGAAAAUCAAGCAAAAGUUUAAAAUGCUUUGAUUAAGAUGAUCAAAAAAAUUAAAGAUCUAACUCGCCAGAAACAGAUGCAGCAUUUUCUCAGAAUAUGACUGUAGAUCAAUUUCUAACCUUAUUUUUCAGUGAUAAAUUAUAGGAUGAACGAUAACAAAUUAAAUUAACUCUAGAAAGAGCUCUUAUUCCAGUGGAAAGCGAAUACAAGAAAUAAAUUAUGAAAUAUAAUAUGAAAAAAUAGAAUCGAUUAGCUAAAUUAUCAGAGCAAGAGUAAAGUGACAAUUUAAGAGUAAGAUAAAAUUAAUUAUUUAGAUUUAAACUUCUAAUAAUGAUUGGGAAUUUAAGAUAUAAUCUCGUUUAAAAAAGAGUAAUGAACGAUCAAAAAUGAGAAGUCAAAAAUAAUAGGAAUAGUUUGAAUAAUUAUUGGCUGAUGGUGAGAACUAAUGGUUUAAAUUGUGUUUAGGAUAAUGA
Paramecium octaurelia is the source of this 4425-nucleotide messenger RNA. The record is from the annotation of a GenBank genome assembly. Lineage: Eukaryota; Ciliophora; Oligohymenophorea; Peniculida; Parameciidae.